This is a messenger RNA of Yamadazyma tenuis ATCC 10573, 2361 nucleotides long. It is a transcript of the gene FLC2, whose product is annotated as flavin adenine dinucleotide transporter. Gene Ontology annotation, cellular component: membrane. Gene Ontology annotation, biological process: fungal-type cell wall biogenesis; transmembrane transport. Lineage: Eukaryota; Fungi; Ascomycota; Pichiomycetes; Serinales; Debaryomycetaceae. The record is from RefSeq and is a predicted model, not a curated record.
AUGGUGACUUUGAUCAGUUUCCUUUGGUUUUUCACCACCAUUAGUGCUCAAAGAUUCGUCAAAACCAGUUCGUUAUUAACAUGUAUGGAUAACUCCCAGUUUACGGCUACCCACUUUGACGUCAAGUUCUUCCCAGAUAACAAUACGGCCGUGGUGGAUGUCACUGCUCUUUCCAAUAUCGAUGCUAAUGUUACCGCCAACGUGGAGUUUAUUGCCUACGGUUUAACUGCCUUCACCAGUAACAUCUCGUUUUGUUCCUUGAAUUACGAGACCAUCUGUCCCUUCACCACCGGGCAUUUGGAAGUCAAUACUGACUUCAAGGUUCCCAAGGCUGAUACCAGUCAGAUCCCAGGUAUCGCCUAUACCAUUCCCGACUUGGAUGCCAGAGUCAGAGUGGUCUUGCUCGACUCUGAUACCGAUGAGACCUUGGCUUGUGUUGAAGCCAUUUUGACCAACGGUAAGACCGUACAAACCAAGUACGCUUCUUGGCCCAUUGCUGCCAUCUCUGGGUUAGGGGUUAUUACUGCUGGUGUGAUUUCAGUCAUUGGCCAUUCCAAUACUGCUGCUCACAUCGCUUCCAACUCGAUGUCCUUGUUUAUCUACUUCCAGAGUUUGGCUAUCACCUCGAUGAUGGCUGUGGCCAAAGUUCCUCCAAUUGCUGCUGCAUGGGCUCAGAAUUUCCAAUGGUCUGUGGGUAUCAUUAAAUUAGGCUUCAUUCAGGAUAUUUCCAACUGGUACAUCCAGUCAACUGGUGGUACUCCAACCGAUAUCUUAGACUCCUCUUAUUUGUCUAUCUCGGUUCAAAAGGCUAAGAGAUCAGCGGUUGAGUUCAUCAAUGAUUUGUAUCAAAAGGCUCAAUACUCUCAACAUGUCACUCUUUUCAAGAGACUUACUUUGUCAAUUGCAACCGAUGACUUUGGUCAAAGUGAUACUUUGGAUCCUGAUUUGUAUUCCGUCAACGAAAAGGACAAUGAUUUGUCGUCCAAAAUUUUAGUGUUGAGAGGUAUUCAAAGAGUCGCCUACUUGGCCGGAAUUGAAAUCACCAAUGUUUUUAUGACCAGUAUCAUCUUCUUGUUGUUCUUUGCCUUUGUCAUGAUUGUUUGUUUGAUGUUAUUCAAAGCUGUUAUCGAAAUUUUGAUCAGAUCCAAAAUCAUGAAUGAAGGUAAGUUUAAUGAGUACAGACAACAAUGGUCAAGUAUUAUCAAAGGUGCAUUGUAUAGAUUGAUGGUUAUUUCUUUCCCUCAUGUGUGUGUCAUGUGUCUUUGGGAAUUAACUACUAGAGAUUCGACUGGAACUGUCGUGGUUGCUGUGUUUUUGUUUGUCAUUUGCUUUGCUUUGCUCUACCAAGCUGCUGUGAGAGUCAUUUUGAGAGGCAGAAGAUCUGUCCAACAAUUCAAGAAUCCUGCCUAUUUGUUAUACGGUGAUGGUCCUUUUUUGAACAAAUUCGGAUUUGUGUAUGUCCAGUACAAGGCUGACUCUUAUUACUAUGUUCUUGCUUCAUUGUCAUACGUAUUCCUUAAGUGUUUGUUUGUGGCAGUAUUGCAGACGAGAGGUGAAGUUCAAUCUGUCAUUAUUUUUGCCAUCGAAUUGAUCUAUUUUGUUGGCUUGUGUUACUUCAGACCUUUCAUGGAUAAGAGAACCAACGCUUUCAAUAUUGUUAUUGCUGUGAUAAACACAAUCAACGCUUUGUUCUUCAUGUUCUUCAGUUACAUCUUUGGACAACCUCAAAUUGUCGCUUCUGUUAUGGGAAUUGUGUAUUUCAUUCUUAAUGCAGUGUUUGCCUUAUUUUUGUUAAUCUUCACAAUUGUUACUUGUGUGUUGGCUUUGGUCUACCAAAAUCCAGACACUAGAUACCAACCAAUGAAGGAUGAUAGAGUUUCAUUCAUUCCAAGAUUCGAUAACAAGAGUGCUAAACCUGGUCAACCAAUCAACCAAGAUGAUGAAGAUUAUGAAUUAAUGGCUUUAGGCGCAAGUGCAAUGAAGGGUCAUGAGAAUAAGGUCCUGCAUUUUGAAGACGAUGAUUCUGUGUAUGACGAAGAGACAUCAUCUGGGUUUGCCAAUCAAAGCAGAAACCAUCAGAACGCCUAUCAGUCUAAUUCAACAACAUCAUUCAAAGCGGAUGACCCAAAGAGAAACAGCUACUACAUGGAAAAUAUGGAACCAACGCAACCAACUUCUACCAUUGUGGGUAAUCCUGGUACUGCUUUCAACAACUACCAAAGAACUGGUCAGGGAAAUAGCAAUAUUGCUUACCAAAACAACAAUAAUAGUUCGAGUUCGGUAAGUUUCAAAAAUCCAUACCAACAAAAAUCAACCGCGUAUGGGGGCUCUUCAUCUAACCAAAGGGUGAAUUUCAGGUGA